AUGGCUAUCGCUGCAGUGUCCGAGGUGGAAACCCGGCUGUGCGGGAACUGCAAAAAGGAUAUUCCUGCUGCCAAUUUCAUCAUUCAUGAAAUCCACUGUAGCAGAAACAUUGAAGUGUGCAGCUACUGCAGCGAAUCCAUCCCAAAGUCUGAGAUGAAGAACCAUAUUGAGUCUGAACACGUGCAGGUGACCUGCAAGUGUAGGAUGAAGAUGGAAAGCAGUCUCCUAAAGGAUCAUGAGGCGUCGGCCUGCCCCCUGCGUCCUGCCCUCUGCCAGUUCUGUGACAUUCCCCUUACCUUCAACAAGCUCCAGGACCACGAGGUUUACUGUGGGGCUCGGACUGAGACAUGUGGUGGCUGUGGUCAUAAUGUCCUGGUGAAAGAUCUGAAAGAGCAUCCUCGAGUCUGUGGGCAAGAAGUGAAAAAAGGAAGAGGAAGGAGAACAUUGCCUUGCUUUGAGGGCGAGGAUGGAGACUUGCACACUCUUCGUGAUGUGAGAACCCGGUUGAGAUCAGAGGAUUAUCUGGACCAGUUGGAGAGCAAUCAAACCACUCAUUCUUCACUUUAUGACGAGUGGAAUACAGAUUUAGACUACGUGUUGGCUCUUAGCCUCCAAAAUGAGAGUAAUCCUCCCAAUAAUACUGCAGAUGAAAUUCCCAGUGACUUCUGGGAAAACUACUACACCAAAGAGUCUGUGCCAUCUGCCUGUCUUCAUGAAAGAGACAAGGCAAAUAUCUUCUCCUGUGACUCUUUGGCAUCUCUUAGCACGUCAAACUGCACAAAAAGGGAUGAGAUCAUCAUGCUGCCAUGUGAGUUCUGCGAGGAGCUCUACCCUGCAGAAGACCUGAUUCUUCACCAGACAGGUUGUAACCCCGCAAGUGCCUUUGCCUCCUUCAGUAAAAGAAGUUGUUCUCCAAAUCCACGAGGAUACGAUGGUCUGCGUGCUCCUGGCUCCAAAAGCUGCAGGUCUCACUUUUCAUCCCAGUCCCAACCUGUCUGGGAAGCAGAAAACAUGAUUCCAUGUGAAUUUUGUGGCAUCCAGCUAGAAGAGGAGAUACUCUUCCAUCAUCAGCACCACUGCGACCUGCGCCCGGCCAGCCCCACUGCAGGCUUCAAACCUCAGCAGCUGCGGCCUGCUCACCACAGCUACCCAGGGAGAAGAGACUCUCCAGAGCUGGCUCGGAGACGAGUCAGGCACCAAGGAGAUGUUUCUCCUUGGUGCGCAGAAGACUUUGGGCAGCAGAGGCUCAGCUGUCCUGCACGAGGGACCAAGUUGCUGAAUACUGCAGCCAACACCAGGAUGGCUCCAUUGUCCUCUUCAGCUAGAGCCAGUGAUGCCCCCAACGCAAGAGGGAAGCCCAGGAAGGCAUCUAGUAAUGAGGGGAGGCUGAAGAGCAGAGGUGCAGGUGGAUCUGCAGGCGGGACAAUGCCACAUGAGAGACCUGCUCAGAACUCUCAUUCUGAAGCCUUCACAACCAGCUCCUCGAGACCUUCUCCAUCCCAACCAAGCACCACCAGUGGAGGAGGAAGGAGCCUCCGGAUGGCAGAGGGUUCCAUUGACUUCAGGCGCAGAAGCUCACAGGCAAAAGCCCAGAGCCCAGCGUCUGGCCACCCAGAGAAGUGAUGCAGCACUCCUGAAGGACAAGGUCAGCCCUCCACACUACAGCUCUGCACCAUCAUCUUUCAUCUGAGGGCAGGCCCAAGCCCACAGUGCUGACACCAAGACCUUUAGUGGAUUUAGGUUUCUACAGGCAGUGAUCAUUUUCUAUCUUUCUCUCUGUUGUUAAUUGGUGAGGGUACCCUACAGCUUUGAUGUCUGUGACCUGUACCAGCGGCACCAAACGCCCCUCUGCCUGGGCACCCACCUGGGUUGUUUCUGUGUUGUCUCUUUGCGACACCCAGUGAAAGAGUUUGUGACCUACUGGACUCCAAGCAGGUGUCCUGCUGCUCUUGGGUGAAUUCCUUGUUCUCAAGACAACA
Messenger RNA from Indicator indicator, 1979 nucleotides. RefSeq names its product TRAF-type zinc finger domain containing 1 (gene TRAFD1). NCBI's taxonomy places the organism in Eukaryota, Metazoa, Chordata, Aves, Piciformes, Indicatoridae. The record is from RefSeq and is a predicted model, not a curated record. Bases 1 to 1623 code for a protein of 540 amino acids. The transcript has 11 exons.